AUCGUCAUGGAGUGGAUAAGAAGCUCAUCAUCACUGUCAGCUCUCAUGUCAUCAUCGGGCAUUGGCAAUCGCCCAUCCAACACCAACAACCCGAUCCGUCAUUUGCGAGAGAAACAGAGGCGGAUCAAGGAGCGUCAAUGCAAGGAGGGCGUACUACUGGCCGAAGAUCAGAGCGAAUGCAACGAGCUGUUUGGUAUCAACGGCACGUCACAUCAACAACCGGCUAGUAUUGGAAAAGACCCACCGGAGGAUGGACGAGGCCGGACGUCCGGCGGACCCGAUUGGAGCGAAACGCUUUACGACCUUUACAACAAGAGCAUAUCACAAUACAACAGCACAUUCCACGCGGACGACAAUCUAACGCUGCCCCUUUGCGGCGAUAAUUUCACAGUGCCCGGCAAUCACUUGGACUGGGCUUCGGGACUGAACGGCACCACCCCUCAAUGGAUGACGCCGGUAGGAUGUCGCAACGGCUCAUCGGAGGCAAUCGAUAUAACGGCAGCGGUACCCCCGAUGCCGUUCGAAAUGUGGCAGAGCAUCUGCAUCAUCAUCUGCCUCGGCAUUUGCAUCGUCCUGACCGUUGGCGGCAACAUCCUCGUCCUCUUGGCGUUCAUCGUCGAGCGGACGAUCCGCCAGCCGAGCAAUUACUUUAUCGCCUCCUUGGCGGCCACCGACGUCCUCAUCGGGACCGUCUCCAUGCCGUUCUACACCGUCUACGUCAUCAUGGGCUACUGGGACCUCGGCCCGAUCCUCUGCGACCUCUGGCUCUCCGUCGACUACACCGUCUGCCUCGUCUCGCAGUACACCGUCCUCCUCAUCACCAUCGACCGGUUCUGUUCGGUGAAAAUAGCGGCCCAGUACCGCAGUUGGCGCACAAAGACAAAGCUCCUCUGGAUGGUGGCCAUCACGUGGAUCAUACCGGCCCUGCUCUUCUUCAUCUCCAUCUUCGGAUGGGAGCACUUCAUCGGAUUCAGGGAUCUUGGGCCGGGCGAGUGCACCGUCCAGUUCCUCAAGGAUCCCGUCUUCAACACGGCCCUCAUCAUCGGCUACUACUGGACAACUCUUGUCGUCCUCUUCAUCCUCUACGGAGGCAUCUACAAGACGGCCUACGACAUGCAGAAGAAAUCAGAAGCCAAACACAAGAAGAUGCAGUCCAUGGUGGCGCUAUCUGUUGGCGGCAUGGCGGGAAUGGCUGCCGCCACUACUGGAACGGCCAAACCAGCCGGACAAACUGCUGGAACUAAGUCGGUCACUAUCGCUCCAUCGGCUUCAACUUCCACUAUGACAAAAAUUCCGCCAGCCAAUACGACAAAUAACGCAAAAUCAACGGUCCCGGCUUCUGCUGCUAACCCAUCGACGGUAACCACGGCAAUGUCAAACAACAAUCCGGCGCUUCCGGCUCAAUCGAGAGCCAACAUCGUCCCUACGGGUUCGGCGAAUAAUGCAAAGGACGCAAUGAACGGUGCGUCUGCUGGAUCAAACAACAAAAAUCAACAAAGCAGGAGGUCUGGAACUAAAACGGAGACGACAAGUUUCACGACCAAGCAGGUCAAUAAAAUCGGAAAACAAGUGACGGAGAUGGAACGAUCUUCUUCGCCGGCCUUCGAUUCCGACGAGGAACAGUCGUCGCAAGUUCCAGUGGCCAAAAGUCGGCCAUCGCCUACUGUAAUGGCUGCCGGAACGGCUACCAUCGCUUCGACUGUCGCCAUUCCGCGACUCGAUCCUCCACCGCCAUCCAGUCGAGUCAAAACGCCGACCACCGAAGCCCUUCCUCGCAUUCCGGAAGUAUCGCCAUCCAGCCUGGCCAAACCCAUCAACAACAAAACGACGGGCCAAACAGACGCCGUCAGAUCCAGUUCGCCGACGGAUCUCGUUUUACCACCACCGCCCCAACAGUCGCACGAAAAUGUCGAAAUUGAAAUGGAAUCGAACGUUGAUUUAUUCCCGCCGAUAGAAACUAUACCGCCACCUAUCGCUGGCCAGUCGGGAGGCGACGCCGUUGAAACGAUGGACACGGCCGAUCUUUGUUACAUGGACGAAAGCUCCGUCGUGGUGGCCUCUCCAAAAAUUGAAUCGAGUCACGAUCACAGUUCGGGACUGACAGUGGCUAACGAAUCCAUCGCUAAUUCAACCGACUCGUUGGGUUUACCCCUGGCUCAGCCACCGCCAAAACCUGCGCCAGCCCCUAGCGUUACAUUCGCACCGACGCCAGGCGCAAACGGAGCAAACGAUGAGAAUUCGUCCGGUUCAAGUAGCGGAACGAGUGGAGGUGCGCCGUUGAAAACAAAUGGCAAACCUCCAGCGCAACAACAACAACAACAGAAACAACAAUUAUUGGACGGCAUCGUUAAAGAUUCCGUGGCGACAACAACAGAGACGAUGACAUCGACCGUGUCGACGGCGGAUGCUACCGUCAAGACCCCAACGGCUACAAAGGCCGAUCUGGUGCGUUCCAUCGGCAAGCGAAUAAAAGGACGGCGGAAAAAGGCGGCGGGCGAAGAGCGUCAGAAAUCGAAAUCAGAGAACCGGGCGCGCAAAGCGUUGCGGACGAUUUCGUUUAUUUUGGGGGCGUUCGUCGCCUGUUGGACACCGUAUCACAUAUUGGCGCUAGUUGAGGGCUUUUGUGCCAAACCUCCGUGCACCAAUAGCCAUCUUUACAUGUUCUCCUAUUUCCUGUGCUACGCCAAUAGCCCGAUGAACCCCUUCUGCUACGCGCUGGCCAAUCAGCAGUUCAAAAAGACAUUUAUGCGCAUCUUGCGGGGCGAUCUUCACAUGACUUAGAAAUUUGAAAGAAACUAUUCCAAUUAUCAGUGUCACCCCGCUAAUUUUUUAUAAAACUAUUCAUAGCAAAAUUCUAUUCACGCUGCAAGUCGCAAAUUGUUGUAAUUUGUUAAAAAUGAUGAUCCUAGUGUUCCCAUCACCUUCGUAAAAAAAAAGACGUAAGGUGUAAACAUGCUUCCAAACUCGACUCUCGUAGUCGAUAUCGUGUGUGUAACUCAGCUAUAAAUCAUAUAGUAUAUUCUGCUUUCGGAAAAAAAAACGAUGGGGCUAUAUACUACAUGUACAUUACGUAUAUACAGCAAUUCCUUAUUUAUACAAAAAAAAAAAAAAAAAAAAAAAAAAAAGAAAACGUGGAUUUGGAGGGGAUUUUCGUGUCAUAGCGUUCGCAUCAAAAAGCUGGAAAACAAACAUAAAAUGUUCGAUCCCAUUUUUCCCUGCAGCCUGCUAUGCUAUACUUAGAAAUUUUUAAUUUCAACGCCCUUUCCAAAGAAAAAAAAAGAAUAAAAAGGCUAUAACAAAAAACAAGAUGGACAUCAACAUGUUAGAAAAUAUCAUUCGCAUACAUUGUAAGACCCACCCGCUUUCGCCAUUCACCAUGAAAAACGCAAGAAAAAAAAAAGAUCCCAAUGAAAUUAGAGCUCCCAUUUGUUUCUGUCUUGAACGUAUACUGUCAUCAAUAUAAUAUGAUACAAUAAUAUUAUUAUGCAGUAUACCAUAGAGUAUAUCCAUAUAGCCGGAAUAUUCUUUCAAUGUGAUGGAUGUAUGCAUAUGCAUGUCCACCCUUUUCCCUCCCCACAAUCUCUCAAUAUAUUUCGCGUGAUCCGAUAGUUAGUUGGCUAUAUUACCAUAGUCGUCGCAUACUCCUUCAUCACCCUGAUUCCUACCCUUCUACUUCCUCAAUCUUUUCCGGCGCAUCCAACCUCAAUCGGAUUUCCAAUUCCUUCCAUAUUCGUUCUGUUCCGGGAAUCUUCUCUAUCAUUAUGAACCCACCCACCCCCUUCUCACACCAUCCCUUUUGGCUAUAGGCUAUAUUAAAGUGUAAGAUGUACAAUCCCUCCCCCCUCCCCCCCCCCCAGGAAUUGGGUGUAGAUGGCACCGUUUGUCAUCAUCAUAAUAUCCAUCAUCAAUCACUGGCCCAACUGAAUAAUGUUCGUUUCGUUGUUUCUAUAUGAUAUCUUGGGAAAACGUGUGGAAUUGUCAAAUGAAAUGCAAAUGAGGAAGACGG
Molecule: messenger RNA, 4006 nt
Organism: Daphnia carinata
Lineage: Eukaryota; Metazoa; Arthropoda; Branchiopoda; Diplostraca; Daphniidae
Gene: mAChR-B
Product: muscarinic acetylcholine receptor gar-2-like
Exons: 2
Coding region: 7-2781 (924 amino acids)
Biological process (GO): chemical synaptic transmission; adenylate cyclase-inhibiting G protein-coupled acetylcholine receptor signaling pathway; G protein-coupled receptor signaling pathway, coupled to cyclic nucleotide second messenger
Cellular component (GO): dendrite; synapse; membrane
Molecular function (GO): G protein-coupled acetylcholine receptor activity; G protein-coupled serotonin receptor activity
Source: RefSeq, a predicted model, not a curated record